Molecule: messenger RNA, 885 nt
Organism: Cylindrotheca closterium
Lineage: Eukaryota; Bacillariophyta; Bacillariophyceae; Bacillariales; Bacillariaceae
Source: the annotation of a GenBank genome assembly
AUGCUGAAACUAACAUUGAAAACCAGGAGGAGUGGCCAUCAUGCUUCCGAGGCGUCGUCUAUCGAUACUUCUUUCGCGAGUUCCGAUGACUUGAUGCUUGCAAGGCCGGAGAGCUUCAACGUGAAGAACCACUUUAGUCCAAAGGAACUGGAAUGUAUUGAACAGCUAAGCGCCGCCUGCUUUAGUGAAAAUCGACAUGUUUCAAACGAAUUGAUUAUUCGUUACGCUGUGUACCACAACUUUAACUAUGGCAAGGCCAAGGACGCCAUCGACAAGGGAUACACCUACAGCUACCUGUACCUGGAAUUGGAAGGCGAACUGUUGCGAUACGUUAUGAAUUCCAUGGUAUGUUUCCCUCUCUCAGGACUGAAGAGUCGAAAGACAGGAUCAGAAGUCUUCUAUUUCCACCCAUCCCGAUACAUACCGACAUCCAGAAACAAUCACCUCCUGCUGGACAACAUGUGCUAUGUAUUGAAUGAUAUGAGCAGGACUAUCGAUCAAUGCCGAAACGGGGUUGUGAUGAUAGUGAAUAUGGAAGGCUACUCCAUGAAGAACUUUCAUAACGAUACUCAGAUGAAGAUGACCCGAAUCACAGAAGGUCACGUGGUCCCCACUCGUAUUGUCGAUAUUCUCAUUGUUAAUCCCCCCAAGUUUUUCAAACGACUUUGGAAGGUGGUCAAGCCUGCGUUCUCCAAGACCUACAAGAAGCGAAUCCACAUUAUCAGCAAUGACAAGCUUGGAAACUAUCUGAUGGAUGGCUUCGAAGAAUAUCUUCCGGACGAAUUCAUGGGAUGGAGGAGUACCCAAGAGAUGGCGAUUGAUUACUGCGAUUUGAAGCAAUACGAGGAGCGGCAACAGAGCCCCUUGUCAUCCUCAUCAUCAUAG